AUGGGCCGGGGCGGGUCGGGCCCUAGCGUGGGCUCCGGCUCCACCUCCGGCUCCGGCCCUGCGGACUCGGUGAUGCGGCAGGAUUACCGCGCCUGGAAAGUACAGCGGCCCGAACCCAGCUGCCGGCCGCGCAGCGAGUACCAGCCGUCGGACGCGCCCUUCGAGCGCGAGACCCAGUACCAGAAGGACUUCCGCGCCUGGCCCCUCCCGCGCCGCGGAGACCACCCCUGGAUCCCCAAGCCUGUGCAGAUCCCCGUGUCCUCUCAGACUUCCGCUCCCAUUCUCGGGGCACCCAAGCGCAGGCCGAAGAGCCAGGAACGCUGGCCCAUGCAGUCCGAGGCCAUGGAGCAGGGAGGAGCUGGUGUCCUGGCGGCAGGAAAGGCUUCGGGUGGAGAUGAGCGCGACACCCGCAGGAAGGCUGGGCCCGCCUGGAUGGUGCGCCGCUCUGAGGGCCACGAGCAGACGCCGAUGCCUGCUGCUCAGACCCAGGCCGAAGAGGGAGGCCCGGCGGCGGGAAAGGCAUCGGGUGGAGAUGAGCGCGACACUCGCCGGAAGGCCGGGCCCGCCUGGAUGGUGCAUCGCACCGAAGGGCACGGGCCCGAGCAAAGCCCGAUGCCUGCCGCGCAGACCCAGGCCGAAGAGGGAGGCCCGGCGGCGGGAAAGGCAUCCGGUGGAGAUGAGCGCGACACCCGCAGGAAGGCCGGGCCCCCUUGGAUGGUGAGCCGCUCGGAGGGACGUGAGCAAACUCCGAUGCCUGCUGCUCAGACCCAGGCCGAAGAGGGAGGCCCGGCGGCGGGAAAGGCAUCGGGUGGAGAUGAGCGGGACACCCGCAGGAGAGCCGGGCCCCCGUGGAUGGUGCAUCGCACCGAAGGGCACGAGCAGACGCCCUUGCCUCCAGCCCAGACCCAGGCCGAAGAAGGAGGCCCGGCGGCUGGAAAGCCAUCCGGUGCGGAUGAGGGAGACACCCGCAGGAAGGCCGGGCCCGCUUGGAUGGUGCGCCGCUCCGAAGGCCACGAGCCCUCCAUGCAGUCCCAGGCUGCAGGCCCUGAUGGUGGCAAGGGACGAGCAAUGGCAGAUGCUCUGAACCGGCAAAUCCGCGAGGAGGUGACUAGUGCAGUGAGCAGCUCCUACAGAAAUGAAUUCAGAGCGUGGACAGACGUCAAGCCUGUGAAACCAAUCAAAGCCAAGCCCCAGUACAAGCCCCCAGAUGACAAGAUGGCUCAUGAGACCAGCUACAGUGCCCAGUUCAAAGGAGAGGUCAAUAAACCCACUGCAGCUGACAAUAAGAUCAUCGAUCGCAGAAGAAUACGUAGCCUUUAUAGUGAACCUUUCAAGGAACCCCCAAAGGUGGAGAAGCCUAGUGUUCAGAGUUCCAAACCAAAAAAGACCUCAGCGAGCCAUAAGCCCCCGAGGAAGGCCAAAGACAAACAGGUGGUGUCAGGCCAGGCCGCCAAGAAAAAGAGUGCAGAGGGUGCUGUCGCCGCCAAACCCGAUGAUAAGGAGCAAAGUAAAGAGAUGAGCAAUAAACUGGCUGAGGCUAAAGAGAGCCCUGUCCCACCUGCCAGUGAUUCACGUAAGAAUCAAGGUCCUGUAGUCACAGAGCCAGACAAGGAUCAAGGUCCUGUGGUCCCAGGGCUUCUGAAAGGUCAAAGUCCUAUGGUCCAAGAACCUCUGAAGGAUCAAGGCCCCAUGGUCCUGGGACCUCCAAAGGAUCGAGGUGCUGUGAUCUCUGGGCCGCCAGAGAAUCAGGGUCCUGUGGCCCCUGGGUCUCCAAAGGAUCAAGGUGCUGUAGUCCCAGGGUGCCUGAAGGAUCUAGGCCCCAUGGCCCCAGUGCCAGUUAAAGAGCAAGAUCACAUGGUCCUUAAGCCUUUAAAGAAUGAAGGUUCUGCCACUUCAGCACCAGCCAAGGACCAAGGUCCUUUAGUCCUAGAGCCUCUAAAGAUUCAAAGUCCUAUGAUUCCAGCAAGAAUUACGGAUCCAGGUUCUGUGGUACCCGCACCUCUGAAAGAUCAAGGUCCUGUGGCUCCUGAGCCUGGGAAGAAUCAAGGUCCUCUGGUUCCAGCACCUGGUAAGGAUCAAGGUCCUGCAGGCCCAGAGCGUCCAGAGGAUCAGAGCAUCCUGGUCAUGGCACCUGUAAAGAAUCAAGGUCCUGUGGUCUCUGAACCUAUGAAGACUCAAGACUUUAUAGUCCCAGAGCCAAUCAAGAAUCAAGAUGUAGUGGCCCCUGAGCACCUGAAGGGAUAUGAUUCUGUGCUAAAGAAUCAAGGUCCUGUGGUCUCUGAGUCUGUGAAGAUCCAAGACCCCAUUGUCCCAACACUAGUUAAGGAUCAAGGUCCCAUGGUCCUAGAAUCUCCAAAGAAUCAAGCUCCUCUAAUCUCUGAGCCUAUGAAGACCCAAGUUCCUAUCAUCCCAGUGCCUCUGAAGGACCCAGAUCCUCUGGUAUCAGCACCAGCAAAGGACCAAGGUCCUGUGGUCCCUGACCCUCUGAAGACUCAAGGUCCCAGGGCCCCUCAACUGCCCACUGUCUCACCUCCACCCCCAGUCAUGAUCCCCACUGUCCCCCGUGCGGAAUAUAUUGAGGGGUCUCCCUGAUGUCCCCCCCCACACACACUUGACAUGCCACCGAAGGAGCUGCCCGUGAACUGCUCCCUCCCAUGGGGGUGGGGAACAGAGUCACAAAUAUUUAAUCUGCAUGAAGCCAAAGCCGUGCUGUAUCGUUGUGCUGGAGUCUAAUAAAAG
Dipodomys ordii (Ord's kangaroo rat) is the source of this 2739-nucleotide messenger RNA. It is a transcript of the gene Map6, whose product is annotated as microtubule-associated protein 6. Gene Ontology annotation, molecular function: calmodulin binding; microtubule binding. The record is from RefSeq and is a predicted model, not a curated record. Gene Ontology annotation, cellular component: microtubule; Golgi-associated vesicle; cis-Golgi network. Gene Ontology annotation, biological process: positive regulation of axonogenesis; dendrite morphogenesis; regulation of microtubule cytoskeleton organization. The transcript is spliced from 6 exons. NCBI's taxonomy places the organism in Eukaryota, Metazoa, Chordata, Mammalia, Rodentia, Heteromyidae. Bases 1 to 2592 code for a protein of 863 amino acids.